Messenger RNA from Protopolystoma xenopodis, 294 nucleotides. Lineage: Eukaryota; Metazoa; Platyhelminthes; Monogenea; Polystomatidea; Polystomatidae. The record is from the annotation of a GenBank genome assembly.
AUGACAUCUCAGAAACCUUCUCUCCGACUCACUCCCACUUUGUCCACCUGGGCCUGUUUCUGCCAGGCAGCCUGUCUGCUCAUGGCCCAAAGCCUGUCUUUCGAGGCUCCGAUUGGCUCCGACGACCGCCGUCAGGAGCAGGAGACAGCCACGAGCCAAUCAGCGGCUCCGCCCAAGUUCGAGUCCCACGAGCCCGGCGCGUGGCUGCGCCGAGGCGCGGAGGUGACGAGUGUGCCAGAGCUGGGCUUGCCGGAGUGCUCGGGCUGCGAGACCGGCUGGUGCGCCUGCUUGGCC